AGUUGUACAAAAGCACCCGUUGCCCUCCCAUAUCGACGGAAGCUCGCAGAGCGCAGUCCUUGAUAGCGUUAUCAUAGAGAAUUCAUUAAGCUGUGACGUGACUUCCAACCCAGAUACGAGCAUCUGCUCGUCAGAAUCCUCGAUAGUUUAUUUGAGUUCAUCGAUCCUCCUCGGCGUAUUCAGAAGAGAAUCUCUUUGAAGCACCAAGAGCAGCUGAUCUUUGAGCCCGCUCUCGGCGAUCAGGUGUGACUGACAACAGACUGCAGCGUACCUGCUGCCCAAAUGGCGACUAUGAAGCAGGUUCCGAUGAAAGGCCGAGAUUUUCAUCUGAGUCUCUCUGGAUGUGGAUUCCUCGGUCUCUACCACGUGGGAGUGAUCUCUGCAUUCCAUGAGUACGCUCGUCAUCUUUGUGUGAACAGAAUCGCCGGAGCCUCGGCAGGUUCUCUGGCAGCGGCCUGUCUCAUCUGCGAUGUCGCUUUCGGGGAAGCCACCACAUCGAUCCUCCGAUUGGCCGUUCAAGCUCGUCGAAGAGCCCUGGGACCUUUUCAUCCAGGAUUCGAUAUCAACGCUCUGUUGUACGAUAUUUUCAUCAAGAUCCUCCCUGACAACGCUCAUGAGCUGUGCUCAGGCCGUCUAUAUAUCUCUCUGACGAGGGUCUCCGAUGGCGCGAACGUACUGAUAAGUAAUUUCAGUACGAAAGAAGAUCUAGUCAAGUGCCUUAUGUGCUCAUGCUUCAUUCCCGUCUAUUCGGGUCUUGUGCCACCCCGAAUCAAUGGAGUCGCGUACAUAGACGGCGGUUUCAGCGACAAUUUGCCGCUCCUCGACGAGAAUACGAUCACGGUGUCACCGUUCUCCGGGGAGAACGAUAUUUGUCCUGAGGAUGAAAGCUUCAAUAUGAUGUUGAUAAAUUUAUCUAACACCUCGAUUGCCGUCUCGCCGGCGAAUAUAUACCGCUUCGUGAGAAUCCUCUUUCCACCGCAUCCCGAGAUCCUAGCUCGCAUGACCCAGCAAGGCUUCGACGACGCGGUCAAGUACCUUCAACGGCACAACCUUAUUUCUUGCACUCGUUGUUUGGCUGUGAAAUCUUCGUUCGACAUCACGAUGUCAGACGACGAAGAUAGCGACAUCCCCAAGCAUGAGUACGAUGGCUGCGAUGACUGCAAAACUCAGAAGCAAAUAGCGGAUAACGCAUCCUUGCCCGAACCUAUCCGGGAGCCGAUGAUGAUGGCCGCGGAAAACGAGAACAGGGGUCUCGUAAAUUGGUUAUUCAAACACCGACCGAUCAAAAUCCUGUCCUACAUGACGUUACCGUACGUGUUGCCAUUCGACAUCACGAUGGCGGUCGCCAAGAAAGUCAUACCGACGGUACGCAAAGAGCUCACAACGAGUUUCUUCAAUGUCAUCGACAAACUCAAGGAAGUUGCCGUUCCGUCCUCUGAAGAGAAGUGGCAAAAAGCACCGAAAUCGCCACCCGUCAGCCAGAGCGUCUCCGACAGUCGAUCGAGCAUCUCGAACUUCUCUUGCAAGCUUGCGAUCACCGAAUUCAAUUAUAACCUUGAGUCGAAAACUCGGAGAUCGACGAAAGUGCGUUCGAGGAGUCUAGAGAACCUACGAAUCGCCGCCCCCGGAGUGACGGAUACUCAGAAACGACGAGAGCAACGCAAAUCGUACGCCGGUUUGCCUUACGAGAAACGCGUAAUCCAACAGCUCGAACUGGACUCGAAGCUCGCACUUAGCCACACGUUCAGCCGCAAACGCAAGACCAGCAUGAUAAACGCUCUUCGAUCCCUCGACCAAGGCGAACCUUCCGUCACCUCGGCCAUAGAUAUAACGAAUGAUGCUCUAGACUACGAGAAGUGUACUUUGAAGAGAGCUCAAGCGCACUCCCUGGAACAAAUCCUGAACGUUACGCAGCGUAGAGAAGCCGCCAUGGCUUUCUACUACACCGAUGAGAACAACUGCAUCAACGUUACCGAGAUUUUCGAUUAUUCUGAAAAGACAGAUACGCCUCAAACAAGUCCGGAGCGGGCACCUCAGGAGGGGAGACGGCGCAAGAAACCUGUAUUCUGAGAGAAUCCCGGAAGGGUACCGAAUUCAACAAUGUGAUAUGUGUCUCUCGAGAUCACCUCUUUUUUAAUGAAAAAACCGUGAGCAAUGACGAUCGAACGCUUGCGUUUGCAGCGUCGACUCCGCGUCAGUGAUUUCGAUCCAGUGGUCGUUGUGUAUUACAUUAAUUUAUUGCCCGCGACUAGGCAGAGACAAACUUAGCAAUUCUGUCGGCUAGGUUGUCACAAGUUUCCGCAUUAGUAGGCGGUGAGCAAGUAUAUUCCUCUGUAUAAAUGCAAGUCCUUGAAUUAUAAUAAAAAUGGAGUU
Messenger RNA from Galendromus occidentalis (western predatory mite), 2373 nucleotides. RefSeq names its product patatin-like phospholipase domain-containing protein 2. Bases 283 to 2070 code for a protein of 595 amino acids. Gene Ontology annotation, cellular component: membrane; lipid droplet; cytoplasm. The record is from RefSeq and is a predicted model, not a curated record. The transcript is spliced from 5 exons. Gene Ontology annotation, molecular function: triacylglycerol lipase activity. Gene Ontology annotation, biological process: triglyceride catabolic process; lipid homeostasis. Lineage: Eukaryota; Metazoa; Arthropoda; Arachnida; Mesostigmata; Phytoseiidae.